GGCUCUGCGUAUCAGGGAAGAUGGGAAUGGUUCGCAUUUGGACGUCGCGCAAGUGGCCGUAUCACUAGGAUCGUUGACGGUCGAAAUGGCCAUCUUCGACGCGGCGCGGGCGUUCUUCGAUCUGGCAUUAAGGAAUUACACGUUCGACGAGGCGCCGGCGCAGCACCAGCGGCGCACGCGCUCGCGGGCCUGGCGCGCGUCCGGCGCCAUCAAGGUAGCAAGAUGCUCCAGCAGCGCGACUCCUUAUCUGCGAGGCGGGCCGGGCUACUUGUCUUAGACGAAGCCAUCAACUUCCAGGCCCAGGCUGUUCGCAGUAGAGCUUCAUUGGGCCAGCGCCACGGCUUGUACCAGGCUUCGGUUGCUGAAUUAAGGGCCAUGGAAAGUCAAAGGGAUCAAGUGGAACGGGCCAUGAAAAGUGCCGACGCCGACGCGCCGCCCUCGCCUCCGUCCUCGAUGGCGGCGUCGUCGCCGGAGCGCGGCUCGCCCCUGCGCGAGAUCAGCCCGUCCGGGCAAGUUAGGGUGAUAGCGCCGACGGCUCCUACUUUAGCGGAAUGUAGGGGCUCGCCGGCGAACACGCCGCGGAACGGCAACCCGGCGCCGCCCCACGACUGA
Molecule: messenger RNA, 612 nt
Organism: Pelagomonas calceolata
Lineage: Eukaryota; Pelagophyceae; Pelagomonadales; Pelagomonadaceae
Source: the annotation of a GenBank genome assembly